Maylandia zebra (zebra mbuna) is the source of this 951-nucleotide messenger RNA. RefSeq names its product triosephosphate isomerase B. Gene Ontology annotation, cellular component: cytosol. Gene Ontology annotation, molecular function: triose-phosphate isomerase activity. The record is from RefSeq and is a predicted model, not a curated record. NCBI's taxonomy places the organism in Eukaryota, Metazoa, Chordata, Actinopteri, Cichliformes, Cichlidae. Gene Ontology annotation, biological process: glyceraldehyde-3-phosphate biosynthetic process; gluconeogenesis; glycerol catabolic process.
UGCUCAUUAACGUCCGCUCUCGUACCCCAGACUAGAAGGACCCCCAGUGGACUUUCAGUACCGUUUCACUCUUUGGCUAACGUCCCCCCAAAAUCGCAAACAUGACCAGAAAAUUCUUCGUUGGUGGAAACUGGAAGAUGAACGGCGACAAGAAAAGCCUCGGGGAGCUCAUCCAGACCAUGAACGGAGGCAAGGUGGACUCAAAUGUCGAGGUGGUGUGCGGCGCUCCAUCGAUCUACUUGGACUUUGUCAGGUCCAAACUGGACUCCAAGUUCGGUGUGGCUGCUCAGAACUGCUACAAAGUUCCCAAGGGCGCCUUCACUGGGGAGAUCAGCCCUGCGAUGAUCAAGGACUGCGGUGUGAACUGGGUGAUCUUGGGACACUCCGAGAGGCGCCACGUCUUUGGAGAGAAUGAUGAGCUGAUUGGUCAGAAGACUGCUCAUGCUCUGGAGAACGGCCUUGGCGUGAUCGCCUGCAUCGGCGAGAAGCUGGAUGAGAGGGAGGGAGGCAUCACUGAGAAGGUCGUCUUUGCUCAGACCAAGGUCAUCGCAGACAAUGUAAAGGACUGGAGCAAGGUCGUGCUCGCCUACGAGCCUGUGUGGGCCAUUGGCACUGGGAAAACCGCCUCCCCACAGCAGGCACAGGAAGUUCAUGAGAAACUGAGGGAGUGGCUGAAGACCAACGUCUCUGAGGCCGUUGCCAACUCUGUGAGGAUCAUCUACGGAGGUUCUGUCACCGGUGCUACCUGCAAAGAACUUGCCUCCCAGAAGGAUGUUGAUGGUUUCCUUGUAGGCGGAGCCUCCCUGAAGCCAGAGUUCAUCGACAUCAUCAACGCUAAGGCAUAAAAUGCGGGCAGUUGCAAUGCGACUGGAUUAGAGUCCAACUCCAGACGGUCCAGUUCUUCAUCCCUCGUUCUCAGCACUUAGUCCUUUCCCCCUUUUUUUUUUUUUU